Messenger RNA from Danio aesculapii, 2491 nucleotides. RefSeq names its product four and a half LIM domains 3a (gene fhl3a). Gene Ontology annotation, cellular component: nucleus; stress fiber; Z disc. Gene Ontology annotation, molecular function: actin binding; transcription coregulator activity. The record is from RefSeq and is a predicted model, not a curated record. NCBI's taxonomy places the organism in Eukaryota, Metazoa, Chordata, Actinopteri, Cypriniformes, Danionidae. The transcript is spliced from 6 exons. Gene Ontology annotation, biological process: actin cytoskeleton organization. The coding region runs from base 303 to 1142 and encodes 279 amino acids.
AUAACUGCAGACAAGAAGUCAGUCGAUAACGAAGCAAACUCAAUUUAAGACUUAUUGAAUGAAACUUUCUUCGGAAAGAAGGAAGACCAUCCACUGGGGCGGGAGCUUGUGACUCACUCAACUUCCUCAAUAGUAGCGCAUGGAGAGUUGAGCGCGAGCAUUUCUCUCAUUCGGUGCUUUGAGGGAGAGCCGGACACUUCUGCAGGACUACACAUCUGCUGACCAGGCCAACUUAACUGACCCGACUAGGACAGAGUACUGAAGGAGUUUUGACUGGGGACUGAACUUGGAUCAGGAGCAACAUGAGCGAGCGAUUCGACUGCGACAACUGUAAGGAGUCUCUAUACGGCAGAAAGUACAUCCAGGCGGAGGAAAACCCUUACUGCAUCCCCUGCUACGACAGUCUGUUCGCCAACACCUGUGACGAGUGCAAAGAGCUGAUAGGACACGAUUCAAGAGAGCUGUUUUAUGAGGACCGUCAUUACCACGAGCACUGCUUUCGUUGUUUCCGCUGUGACCGUUCGCUGGCAGACGAGCCUUUUACUAGUCAGGAUGAUGCCCUUUUGUGCAACGACUGCUACUGCAAUGAGUUUUCCUCCAAAUGUGUGGCCUGUGAUAAAACCGUCAUGCCUGGAACCAGGAAGCUUGAGUAUGCUGGCUCCACAUGGCAUGAGAGCUGUUUUAUUUGCAACAGCUGUCAACAGCCAAUAGGCUCCAAGUCCUUCAUCCCAGAUAAAGAUGACCACUAUUGCGUACCCUGCUAUGAGAACAAGUUCGCACCGCGCUGUACUCGAUGUAAACAGGCCUUGGCUAAAGGUGGUGUGACCUAUAGGGAUGAGCCGUGGCAUAAGGAGUGCUUUGUGUGCACAAGCUGUAAAGUCCAGCUAGCUGGCCAGCACUUCACCUCUCGUGAUGACAGCCCAUACUGCAUCAAAUGCUUUGGAAAUCUGUAUGCUAAGAAGUGUGAAGCCUGCAAUAAACCUAUUACAGGUUUUGGCGGGGGAAAGUACAUCUCGUUUGAGGACCGGCAAUGGCACCAGCCAUGCUUCACCUGCUCUCGAUGCUCUGUCUCUCUGGUGGGAGCAGGCUUCUUCCCCGAGCAAGAUGAGAUCCUCUGUCGCAACUGCAACAGCACCCUAUAGAAAACAACCCCUUAUGCACAUGCCUUACCUUCCCAUACACAUGCACACACACACACACACACACGACUCUAUUAUACACUGCUGUGCCCUCACCCAAGAACUACCCAUUUCAAGUCAUGCCCAUGCUGAUACUGCUAUUUAACAUAACAGCAAACCAGCAACCUACCCCUCGCACAAUCACCAAAACACUCAACACGUGCUGGUUUACAACUGGACAAACAAGACUUGAUGAUUCCUAUGCAACGCUGAGUCCAAAUCCACUGCACCAUUCAGAAUCAACACUCAAUUAAUGUAUAGGCCUCUAUGCACAGAUAAAAAUAUCAGCUCUGCCUAUUAGUUAUCGCCAUCUUUAUUUUUACUGGCCAGUCAGAACUGUCAUUAUGCUGGUAGUGGUCAUUAAUGGGUUGAUGUAGUCUGUGUUUGCAGCCUGUAAAAGAACUCAAACAGAAUCCUUCAUAAACACCCAAAGGUCAAAGGUUUGGUGUUCUGUUAAAGUGACCGAGCACCCAUUUAGAGUUGUUCCAAACACUGUGCCAAGCAAAGUGGAAGGAACAGCAAUGACUGCAUGAUAGAUUGUGAGUUUUGGGUAAAAUGAAAGUUAUACGCCCAAAGCUAAAGCAUUUACACAACAUAUUAGUCACUUAAAUGCGUGUGACUGUUGAACGCUGUAGUUAGUGAGCACUUUUGUUUUCUAAAACUUUUGAUUUCCUUAGCAGAACUUGAAUUGCACAUGCAUUCGAUUGAGUGGAAAGUCUUCCAAAAUGCAUAGCAAUGUCAGAUAAAAGAACAGCUGAAAUAUUUCUGCGGUCCAGAGAUGUGUGGGAAGAUGAAGUUUGAAUUUUGUAUACAGGUGGAAGACAAAUAGGCUUGCAUUUGCACUACUAUAGCUUGAAUUAUCUAUAGAAGCACAGAAACUUCUACAAAGAUACAGCACGCAUUUCACUGUAUAUACACAAACCACAUAUUUAGUUCACUUCAUGUUUUUUUAUUGUUUGAUCUUUAAUAUGUCUAGUCAGAGUUUCUUAAAUCUUUAUAAACAUGUGUGUGUUAUGAGUGAAUGCAAUUAAACCAUACUUGUGUAUGUCAAACGGCAUUAUGCAUGUGGUCAAUUGAGACAAUAAGUAUUUUGUUGAUGUCAAUUUUACUUGUUUCACCAUCUAAAUAUUUUUAAAUGUACAAGUAUAUAUAUUCACUUUAAGCUUUAAUGCAAGAGAGAAAAUGUUGCCUAAUUUGCAUUUCUUAAUUAAAAACUGAUUCAAGCUUUGUAAGUUUGAGGUGUCUUUAAACAAAAUAAUAAUUAAAAACUGUUUAUUGGUUUUCUGUUAAUAAAUAUUUGAUAAAUUAAACAA